GCUGAGCGCUCAGGACCCCAUUCCUCUGUCUGCAAAUGCCUCUAACUCCCGCAGGAGGAAGGCGCCUGCUUGAGCAACCGAACACACCCGAGAUUGCGGGGCCGCUGGGGCGGUCCACAGCUGGGAUUCGCGGCGAGGCCGAGCCGGUCCCAGGGGAGCCGCUGACCCUGGCCCCUCUUGCGACACGCGCUCGCCGCCCAUUCCCCGCGGGCGGACCCCGGGCCCGGCGCCUCCCGCUUGGCGGGUUCGCGUCCCUCCCAGCCCAGGGCGCCGCUGGAGAUUGGCAGAGUCCAGCCCCUGGCUGACUCAGGCGCCGCAACCUUCCCUUAUAUGCUGGCGCCGACGGGGGGGAACCAGCCCGGCUGCGCAGGAAGCAGCUGCCGCUCCAGGACCAUGCCCAGGCUGCCCCAGCGUCUCCGCGCGCUGCUGCUGCUGCUGCUCGGGGGCUGCCUCUGCCCGGCCUCCGACGCCGGCCUCUACUUCAGGGAGGGGCAGCACUGCUACCAACCGGCCCCGCGCAAGGCCCCCGGGCUCAGAACCUACCCUCGACCUCAUGAGUACCUGGACAUCGCGAAACUGCCCCCGAGCUGGGACUGGCGAAAUGUAAAUGGGACCAAUUUUGCUAGUACCACCCGGAACCAGCACAUUCCUCAGUACUGUGGGUCUUGUUGGGCUCAUGGCAGCACCAGUGCCUUAGCAGAUCGCAUCAAUAUUAAGAGAAAAGGAGCUUGGCCUUCUGCCUACCUCUCUGUUCAGAAUGUUAUUGACUGUGCCAACGCAGGGUCCUGCGAAGGUGGAGACCACUCAGGUGUUUGGAUGUAUGCUCACGACCAUGGCAUUCCAGAUGAGACCUGUAACAACUACCAAGCCAAAGACCAAACAUGUAAGAAGUUUAACCAGUGUGGAACAUGUGUUACCUUUGGGGAAUGCCACGUGAUAAAGAACUACACGCUCUGGAAAAUUGCUGACUAUGGCUCUGUCAGUGGGAGAGAAAAAAUGAUGGCAGAAAUCUAUGCCAAUGGUCCAAUCAGUUGUGGCAUAAUGGCCACUGCACAGCUGGAUGCGUACGCUGGAGGACUUUAUGCUGAAUACAACCCCUCAGCUGUGGUGAAUCACAUUGUAUCUGUGGCUGGCUGGGGUGUGGAAAACGGAAUUGAAUACUGGAUUGUCCGUAACUCCUGGGGUGAACCAUGGGGUGAACUGGGCUGGCUGAGGAUUGUGACAAGUGCAUAUAAAGGUGGAAAAGGAGCUGAGUACAAUCUCGCUAUUGAAGAAGAUUGUGCCUACGGAGAUCCUGUAUUACCUUGAUUGUUUCUAGAGUUUAUGGGGUACUUUCUGGCUUUGAAAUUUCGUUUUGUUUUUUUCCUCCAAUCAAGUCAUUUUUUAAUUAAAAGGCAGUUAAGAGGAAUUAGCCCAGAUCACCAUUAUAUUUUAAAGCAGAAAAACUGUCUCUAGAUUUUGAACUUACACUGCAUAUUGAAAAGCAGUUGUUUGCUUAAAAGACAAACUUGCUUAUCUUCUGCUUUAUGUGCCUGGUACUUACCAAGCAACUUAUCAGAAGUUUUAGGUACAAAUCCUCUCAUUGGAAAAAUCAUUCACUUGACUAUAUUUAAUCUGAAGGAAUAUAUAAGAUUUAUUUUGCACUUGUAACAAAGGAGGUUUUCCUUCUAGUACAAACUUUAAAAUUUGCUCAAAGCAAGAGGUACUGAUUUCUUUUAAAAAAAUUUGGGUUUAGAGACUUGUAAAUCAUAUACACAAAGUACAAUAGCACAAAGUAAAUAUCACUGAGCUACAUAAAUGCAGAGACCAUACUAUGUUUUUUGUUCUCUUUAAAACUGUGUCCUAUAGUCACAUCCUAUUGUUUCACUAAGGCAUGUGUUGCAUUGCAGAUUGUCAUUUUUAUCUCAUUGAAAGUGAUGCAACAGUAACCAAAUCUCUAAAACUACUGGAAAACGUUUAAUAUAAACACUGUUAUUGCCUGGUG
Messenger RNA from Caretta caretta (loggerhead turtle), 1984 nucleotides. RefSeq names its product cathepsin Z (gene CTSZ). The record is from RefSeq and is a predicted model, not a curated record. Lineage: Eukaryota; Metazoa; Chordata; Testudines; Cheloniidae. Gene Ontology annotation, molecular function: cysteine-type peptidase activity. Gene Ontology annotation, biological process: proteolysis.